AUGGGCUCACUCAAUCCACCAUAUGGAUAUGCUAUUCGUCGUAAUGGCUCCUGUGUAACUGAGUCCGAAGUUACGUGUGGUCCAACCUGGGGUGGAUUUAAUGCGUGUUGUCCACAUGGCUCUGUUUGUCCUCAAGACCUUAGCAACGAUGUUUGUUGCCCGUCGACUCAGGACUGCACGGAUCGUAUCGCUCUCUCGCCGCAUUGUGCUAACGAUACCUGGACUCUGUUUUACCAUGACUAUUUUUGCUGUGCGAGCGGACAGACGGGGUUUUGGACCGAUAAUCCUAAAAAUGCUGUAGGUUGUACAACCGGGGCUCUGUCUGACUCCAAUUAUACACCUUUGACGCCAAUCACAUCCACUUCCGCUUUGACAUCAUCCACACAGACAGCAACUACCACUUCUACCGCCACUACCUCGUCAUUAUUUAACUCAAUUCCUCCGUCAGCGACUUCGACGUCUGCAUCUAAUUCGACUAAUUCGUCGUCCAAUAAUCAUACCGGAGCAAUAGCAGGUGGAGUUGUGGGUGGCGUCGCCGGAAUCGUGCUAAUACUCGGUGCGCUGUGGUAUUUCUUUAUUUAUCGCCGGAGGCAGACACAGCAGCAGCAGCAGCAGCAACAGCAACAGCAACCUCAACAGCUUGAGACUCAGCAACCGCCAUUGGCUCAUGAAUAUUUCGGGCCUCCAAAGACCCCACUAACUGAGCUUAGUGCUGGAGCUGAUGUGUCGCGGAUGAAACCUCAGCCAAUCUAUGAAUUACCACCGGCUGGCGAGCAUUAA
Talaromyces proteolyticus is the source of this 780-nucleotide messenger RNA. RefSeq lists its product as uncharacterized. The record is from RefSeq and is a predicted model, not a curated record. Bases 1 to 780 code for a protein of 259 amino acids. NCBI's taxonomy places the organism in Eukaryota, Fungi, Ascomycota, Eurotiomycetes, Eurotiales, Trichocomaceae. The transcript is spliced from 2 exons.